This is a messenger RNA of Chanos chanos (milkfish), 2225 nucleotides long. Its product is annotated as target of Myb protein 1. Gene Ontology annotation, biological process: signal transduction. The transcript has 16 exons. Gene Ontology annotation, molecular function: phosphatidylinositol binding; clathrin binding; ubiquitin binding. Bases 83 to 1567 code for a protein of 494 amino acids. Gene Ontology annotation, cellular component: endosome; membrane. The record is from RefSeq and is a predicted model, not a curated record. NCBI's taxonomy places the organism in Eukaryota, Metazoa, Chordata, Actinopteri, Gonorynchiformes, Chanidae.
CAAGCCUAAUUCGAUGGGGAGGUAACUGGUUUAGACAUAGAGUUAGAUGAUAACUUUUCAUUGUUCGCCACGUUGAAAUAAAAUGGAAUUUCUUACUGGGAGCCCAUUUUCCUCUCCGGUUGGACAAAGAAUCCAACGGGCCACCAGCUCGGCUCUGCAGGCCGAAGACUGGGGGCUGAACAUGGAGAUCUGUGACAUCAUCAAUGAGACCGAUGAUGGGCCCAAAGAUGCAGUGAAAGCAUUAAAGAAGAGGAUUGUGGGAAAUAAGAAUUUCAGAGAAGUCAUGUUAGCACUCACCGUUCUUGAGGCUUGCGUAAAGAACUGUGGCCAUCGUUUCCAUGUACUGGUGUGCACCAAAGACUUUGCUGAGGGAGUCCUCGUCCGAGCGAUCCUCCCUAAAAAUAACCCCCCCAUGAUCUUGCAUGACCGUAUCCUGAGUCUUAUUCAGGCGUGGGCUGAUGCCUUCCGGAACUCCCCCUCUCUGUCGGGAGUAGUGAGUGUAUAUGACGACCUAAGAAAAAGAGGUCUGGAGUUUCCAAUGACUGAUUUGGAUGCGUUAUCCCCUAUCCACACACCCAACAGGAGUAUACCAGAAAAUGAGAUGUCUGUCACGUCUAGUCCUGUGUCUCCUGUCCCUUCCACUGAUAAUAUAUCCCAAAUCCUUCAACUACCUCAGACCGGCGACGGACCUGUCUCACUGUCCACUCAACAGAAGCAGAAAUUGAAUGCUGAGCUGGAUGUGGUUAAGGGGAACCUAACCGUGAUGACUCAGAUGUUGAAUCAUCUCACACCGGGAGAGAGCCAGCCGUCUGACACUGAGCUACUCCAGCAGUUGUAUUCUGUGUGUAAGGACAUGCAAAACAGAGUGAUGGAGUUGAUUCCUAAGUUGGCAGAAGACGCUCUGAUCGGACAGUUGUUGAGUGUAAACGAUGAGCUCAACAACGCUUUCAUCCGCUACGAGAGGUUUGAAAGACUUCACAGAACACAAAAGAGCACGAAAUCAGAGGAGAGUUCUGAAACCGGAAACCUCAUUGACCUCAGCCCUGUGUCUGAGCCCACCAAUCAAAAAGCCACAAACCCAGCUAUGAGUCAACCAGCGGUUAACGCUCUACUCAGUCAGACAGCAGAAGAUGAUGAUGAGUUUGAUAUGUUUGCUCAGACCAGGGCAAGCUCACUGGCUGAACAGAGAAAGAGCGUACGGUACGAAGACCCUGGAGCGGUAGAAGGUCUGGCUGAAGCUUUGGAUACCCGGCUACAGGUCACGGGAGCGGUUGGAAUGCCGGACUUGGGUCCUGGGUCUGACUGGAUGUUCGGUGAAGGGAUGACGACAGCCCCUCGAUCUUCUGCCAUGGACGAAAUUGAGAAAUGGCUGUCUUCAGAAGUGCAUGAAGAACCUGGGGAAGGUGACGGACUGACUAGUGAAGAGUUUGAUAAAUUUCUUGAGAAAAGGGUGAAAAGGGCUGACCGUCUUCCUUCUGUGCACAAAGAUUCCUCCACCAAUGCUCAGCAGCUCUCUGAGUCUGCUCAGAAAGAGGAGAGCUCUCACGACCAGCUCUUUAAGCUCUAACUGACCGGACAGAAACACACGACAGAUCAGACCAACAGGUAGCAAUACACGGUUCAUCGCAUGAGCUUCCGAUACAAACCAUUUUGGUUCUUUUUUUUUUUGUUUUUUUUUGUUUUGUUUUUUUGUUUUAUUUGAUUUCAGUUGUGAUUAUUAUUUGCCAAAAUCUGUAAAGAAAACUACUGCACUGGACAUCCCACACAAAUUGCUUUCCAAAAUGCAUGUACAUGUCCUCUAGUAUCUUUUAGCUUUCUUUGUUCUGCUGCUUGUACAUAAAACAUUCCAGUGCUUUCUUAUGAUAUAAUUCUGUACAGUGCCUGUCCACAGUGACAGUGCUGAUGGAUGAGAUGAGAUGAGAUGAGAUGUGUCCUAAGCUUUAAGAAACGGGCAAAUUUAAACUGAAAAAUCAUAUCAGACGUCUUAAGAUAUCACAUUAUCGCAUGUGCUUAGUAUAUCAAGAUACGGUCAACUGUUCAAUACAGGAAAUAUGAUAUGAAAAUGAACUAGUUUUUGUUGUUUAUGAAUAAUUUAAGUUAAGCUCGUUUAAAUGUAAUGACAUUCUGUGAUGACAAAGACACUUAAAAAAAAAAGACACUUAAAAUAUUACAACCAUCAAAAUGUGACCACAACAGUUAUGAAUUAAAGAGUCACUUUCCUCUCA